Molecule: messenger RNA, 948 nt
Organism: Hyaloscypha bicolor E
Lineage: Eukaryota; Fungi; Ascomycota; Leotiomycetes; Helotiales; Hyaloscyphaceae
Exons: 2
Coding region: 43-738 (231 amino acids)
Source: RefSeq, a predicted model, not a curated record
CUUCUCCCACCGGAUUCACGUGCCAUUACUUGACCUCCCACAAUGACGGCUCCUCAUUUUACAGAAUCAACAACAACAUACUGGCAAAAAUUCGAGUCAGAAGACAAUGCAACCCCUGCACCCUGGAAAUACGGCUACCCCGCCCCCUUACCUGAUUCCCGCAUCCUUGUGCUACCGAUCCGCCAGAUUGCAGGCAAUCCUUCGGAAGCAGUCGCUUCUUUGAUCAUCAAUCAGGCUUCAAUAUACGUUCACGAUGAGUUGAGCAGAAUGCUGGCUGAGGCAGUGAGAGAGUCCGAGCCGGAUGUCAUCAUUGGGUUACCGACGCUGGGCUUGACACUCGCGAAGACUGUCGCCCAGAGAUUAGGAAAGGAUCGAUACAUCCCGCUAGGCUACUCUCAGAAAUUCUGGUACACCGACACGCUCUCCACGGAAGUCUCGUCCAUCACUUCACCAUCUGGUCUCAAGAAGCUGUAUCUCGAUCCAAAUCAACUGUCUUUGGCCAAAGGAAAGAGAGCUAUUAUCAUCGAUGAUGCAGUGAGCUCGGGGAAGACGUUACAGGCAAGUUGGGAUUUUCUUGAGAGUGAGGAAGUAGGGUGUCAGCUCCUGGCAGCGGGUGUUGUGAUGAAGCAGGGUGAGAGGUGGAGAGCGUUGUUGGGCGAGAGGCAGGAGAAGGUUAGGUGGGUAUUUGAGUGUCCGUUGCUACGGGCUGUUGAAGGAGGUUGGGGUGCUAGGGAAUAGAGGAGGUCUCAAUCUGGGACAAAGGGUGGCUUCAGUCUAUGGCCAUCGAAUAGAGAUGCUUCCGAAAGAUCACGUGAUACCACUCUAGACAGAGACAGAAGCAGGCUUGGAAACCACAAGCUUUCAAACCGAACAAUAUACGUGAGAUGGCCUAUGAGAAAGCUUUUCACUUUUAAGGGAAAAUCUAAUUAGUAGCAAACCAGGCAAGGC